AUGGCUGCCAAAAAAUACUGGCUUGGCCGAGGCGUGCUCUCUCUUUCAUCAAAUAUUGUAGUCCAGUGUGGGUUUGGUAUUUCAAAUGGCCGGGCUUCAAUGCAGGAUUAUGCAUAUCAGCAUGUUGACCCUGCAGUUGUGCGCAUACCAAAGGUAUAUCGAUUUUUUGAGGAUUGGACAACCAGCCGCACAAUCCCUGAUGGAUAUCUGUUUAUGGAAAAUAUGCCGGGGAAAACCAUUUGUGAUCUUGAUGAAGAUUCAGAUAACGCCGUCAGCCGUGCUCUGACAAAACGGAUAUCUGAGAUUGCACUUCAUCUUUUGUCAAUCAAGGCACCUGAUGGAACACCUCCUGGCCCAGUAGAUGGCUCGCCACCUAAUGGAUACUUGUGGGGAGAUGAUGGUUCUGACACUGCCUUUGCAUCUGCUGCUGAAUGGAACUUGUGGCUCAACAAAAGAUUAAAGGUCCUCAAUCUAUCCAUUGAUAUUAUUCCAUGCUACCCUCUCGUCCUAUGCCAUGGCGAUCUUGUUCGAAGAAAUAUCAUUGUUCUAGAUGAUCGGGAGAAUAAGAACAAGGACUACGAACAGAGGCAAUUGGCCCUGGUAGACUGGGGUCAUUCCGCGCUCUUACCAAGAGUGUGCGAACUUGUUGCUAUGUUUUGUUAUAAUGAUCAUGGAGGGUACCAGUAUACAAAUGAGUUGCUGAAAAUCACGAAGGAGGCUAUCGGACUUACAGAAGCGGAGCAGGAAUGCUAUAAAUUGCUCAUCAGCGCUCGGGCAAUGACCUUGAGAUAUAAAAAUUUGCACGUUUGGUUUUCACUUUUGAAGUCCAGAGGAGAAGUAUGCUAUAUUCAAGCUAACCCGAUUUCUCCAGUGACUAAAAUGUCCUGA
This is a messenger RNA of Ophidiomyces ophidiicola, 888 nucleotides long. RefSeq lists its product as uncharacterized. NCBI's taxonomy places the organism in Eukaryota, Fungi, Ascomycota, Eurotiomycetes, Onygenales, Onygenaceae. The transcript has a single exon. Bases 1 to 888 code for a protein of 295 amino acids. The record is from RefSeq and is a predicted model, not a curated record.